Syngnathoides biaculeatus (alligator pipefish) is the source of this 1031-nucleotide messenger RNA. RefSeq names its product ubiquitin conjugating enzyme E2 A, like (gene ube2al). Gene Ontology annotation, biological process: protein polyubiquitination; proteasome-mediated ubiquitin-dependent protein catabolic process; DNA repair. The transcript is spliced from 6 exons. The record is from RefSeq and is a predicted model, not a curated record. Lineage: Eukaryota; Metazoa; Chordata; Actinopteri; Syngnathiformes; Syngnathidae. Gene Ontology annotation, molecular function: ubiquitin conjugating enzyme activity. Gene Ontology annotation, cellular component: HULC complex. Bases 146 to 604 code for a protein of 152 amino acids.
GAUUAUCAGAACGAGAAUUUUGGAGGCGGAUGAGCGGGGAUGCCGUACGAUAAACAUUAACUGUACAAAUAAAUACAGAAACGAAAACGUUGCCGCCACAACACUCAGUAGAAUAUAAAUUGAGGCCGAUUGGAGAAGUUGGACCAUGUCCACACCGGCGAGGAGACGACUCAUGAGAGAUUUUAAACGGCUACAAGAGGACCCCCCAGCUGGUGUCAGUGGAGCCCCAUCAGAAAACAACAUUAUGGUGUGGAACGCAGUCAUUUUUGGCCCUGAAGGAACUCCAUUUGAAGAUGGCACAUUUAAACUAAUUGUGGAGUUCACAGAAGAAUACCCCAACAAACCUCCUACAGUGAGAUUUGUGUCAAAGAUGUUUCAUCCGAAUGUCUAUGCAGAUGGCAGCAUUUGUUUGGACAUCCUCCAAAACCGAUGGAGCCCCACUUAUGACGUGUCUUCCAUUCUGACAUCCAUCCAGUCUCUGCUGGACGAGCCCAACCCCAACAGUCCGGCCAACAGCCAGGCCGCUCAGCUGUACCAGGAGAACAAGCGCGAGUACGAGAAGAGAGUUUCCGCCAUCGUAGAACGAAGCUGGCGAGACAGCUGACUUGGUUGAUGGUGUGCGGCGAACACUAGCGUGGAGAACCCUCUGACUCUCCUCUCGACUUUUACAUUUUUUUUAACAUUUUAUGCACUUUACCUUCGACGUCCCUGUGUAGAAUUGUAUUUUUUCCCUCGCCCACCAAGAGGGAAUUUUCUUCUCUGUCCGCUGUCGUCGGCCACUUUCCCAGCAGCGCCUGGGCUGAAUCUUGCCUUGUUCGUGGGCCGCCGCGUUCCCUUUAACGUCCCGGUUCUUCGUCAUUUUUCACAGAGAAGGUAGUCGUCGUCGUCUCCCCGACGUCGUUACGCUAUCUCUGCGUUGUGCUGUGAACCGUUUGUUGCAUGCAUAACACAAUGAGCAAACCUUAUCUCCUCCUCCUUCAAAACUCAUGUAUAUACGAAACCUGCAUCUGAAUAUAUGUACAGAUUUUGCA